This is a messenger RNA of Saprolegnia parasitica CBS 223.65, 324 nucleotides long. RefSeq lists its product as hypothetical. The coding region runs from base 1 to 324 and encodes 107 amino acids. The transcript has 3 exons. Lineage: Eukaryota; Oomycota; Saprolegniomycetes; Saprolegniales; Saprolegniaceae. The record is from RefSeq and is a predicted model, not a curated record.
AUGGACCGCGCGAUCGCGAUGCGCCAAGAGACGCGCAAGCUCGACGGGUGGGGAUGCCCGUUCGAGUUUGGCGACGACGCGAUCGAGUACGUCUCGACCGCGAAGGGCACCAUGAACUUCGAUCCGAAGGACGCCAAGAGCGCGGUCAUGGCGGCCGAUGUCAAAGAAGAACUGCGCAAGUGCCAUUUUGAGUUUGGGUGCGACGCGCGGUCGUACUCGACGUCGUCGAACGUGCCCGCGAUCGACCCGGAGCUGUACCGGCAGAUGGCGAAGAAGCAAGUGCCGCUGCACGACCCGCGCAAGAACAGCGUGUACUUUUCCUAA